Laccaria bicolor S238N-H82 is the source of this 951-nucleotide messenger RNA. RefSeq lists its product as uncharacterized. The transcript is spliced from 7 exons. The record is from RefSeq and is a predicted model, not a curated record. Lineage: Eukaryota; Fungi; Basidiomycota; Agaricomycetes; Agaricales; Hydnangiaceae. Gene Ontology annotation, biological process: transmembrane transport. Gene Ontology annotation, cellular component: endoplasmic reticulum membrane; Golgi membrane. Gene Ontology annotation, molecular function: UDP-N-acetylglucosamine transmembrane transporter activity. The annotation marks the transcript as partial.
GCACUGUCUAUGUUACUAGGUGGCUGCUGCUCAAACAUGCUGGUAUAUGAGCAGCUGCUCCUCAUGAACCCACGCAUUGGGUCUGCCCUCACCUUCUCUCAGGCAGUCUUCGUCACCGUACUCUCUCUACCAUCAUUCCUGUCGUUCUCGUCUGGUGGAAUUAUACCUCGGCUCAAACCGCGGCAAGUACCCCUAACGCAAUGGGGCUUACAGGUCUUCGUCUUCACAGCUAGUUCUCUUCUUAACAAUUGGUCUUUUGCGUACAAUGUUCCUCUUCCACUUCAGAUCGUGUUUCGCUCAGCAGGUAGAGGUCUUCCUAUCUCCAUGGUAUUUGGCUUUGUCUUUCUGAAGAAACGCUACUCAAUCAUGCAAAUUAUUUCCGUUGGCAUCGUCACAGUUGGAGUUGUGCUUGCCACGCUUUCUCGGACAAGCCCACCGACCAAAGCUACGGAAGCGCCUCUUGACCCCGAAGAAGAGCUGCGAAAAUACGUGAUUGGGGUAUCCAUGCUCGUUGUUUCGUUAAUCUGCACAGGUUUUCUUGGGCUCUUGCAAGAACGGACAUACCGCAAGUACGGCCCUUGUUGGAAGGAAGGUGUGUUUUACACGCAUUUCCUUUCUUUGCCCGCCUUUAUAUUCCUCGGUGCAGAUGUUAAGCAGGGGAUUGCGAGCCUAUCUAGCCCCACCUCAUCUACCCCUGCAUUAACAUCAUACUUAAUCUUGCUCGUGAAUCUUUUCACGCAGUUAUUCUGUGUUUCCGGCGUGAAUCGAUUGAGUUCGAAAGUUUCUUCGGUUUCCACAAACAUUGCAUUGACAGCACGUAAGGCACUGAGUCUGUGUUUUAGCGUUUGGUGGUUCGGCAACGAUUGGAAUUCGCAUUUAGGAAUUGGAGCUUGCAUGGUGUUCAUAGGCAGCAUCUUGUACACGUUCGACGUCAAUACAAAAAGAGAUUGA